This is a messenger RNA of Trametes versicolor FP-101664 SS1, 634 nucleotides long. RefSeq names its product DUF788-domain-containing protein. Lineage: Eukaryota; Fungi; Basidiomycota; Agaricomycetes; Polyporales; Polyporaceae. The coding region runs from base 6 to 566 and encodes 186 amino acids. The record is from RefSeq and is a predicted model, not a curated record. Gene Ontology annotation, cellular component: intracellular membrane-bounded organelle. The transcript has 4 exons. Gene Ontology annotation, biological process: vacuolar protein processing.
CCGCCAUGGCGAACGCCUCGGCCAAACGCACAGCGCAACAAAAUGCGGAGUGCAUAAAGAACCUCCGGCUCGGGCUGCUCGUCUCGGGCGCGCUCUCGAUCCUCCUCCGCCUGCUCUUCCGCCGUGGCACGCUCUCGCCGACGCAGUUCUCGUUCUGGAUCUACGUCUUCUCGCUCGGGCCCUCUGUCUUCCUCGCGCGCUACCUCGAGCGCAUCGGCUCCCCGCGGCGCGACCCGACGACGGGCACGCUCAUAUCCGCUGGCGAGGACCUCAGCCGGCCCGGGAUCAUCGAGUGGUGCUUCGAUGUCAUCUACGUUACCUGGGCGUGUCAGGUCGGCAGCGGGGCAUUCGGGCAAUGGGUCUGGUGGCUGUAUCUCAUCAUUCCACUCUAUGCGAUAUUCAAGCUAUGGACCUCAGUCAUCUCCCCGAUGUUCUUUGGCCGCUCCGCUGCCCCGGCCGCAGAGGAGGCGGAGAGCGAGGCAAAGGAGCCGACGAGCAAACGACAAGAAAAGCUACGAAAACGCUCCGAGCGGGGCGAUCCUCGUGUCCGCAUGCAGUCGCGGUAACCAGGGACCUUUACCUUUGUAUCCUAUCUACUCUCGAAAUGUACGCGAUUAACUUGCAUACCGCCGCC